GAUUGCAUUGGAGCCAUUUAUGGUACUCAUAUAGAUGUUAUAGUUACCGAGGAGGAUCGAUUACGAUAUAGAGGAAGGACAGGGACACCCACUCUAAAUAUUAUGGCGGCGUGUGACUUUGACUUGCUUUUUACUUAUGUGCUUACUGGUUGGGAAGGAUCGGCUCACGAUUCUAGAAUUUUUCUUGAUACUAUUGGCAACGAAAGUCUCAAUUUCCCAAAACCUCCUCUUGGCAAAUAUUACUUGGUAGACAAAGGAUAUCUGGAAAGAGAAGGAUAUCUAACUCCAUACCACAAGACAAGGUAUCAUCAAUCUGAAUUUCGUGGUGCAAAUCCAAGAGGGCCUCGAGAAAUUUUCAAUCGUGCACAUUCUUCCUUAAGGAGUUGUAUUGAGAGGGAAUUUGACAUUUUAAAGGCACGAUGGAAAAUAUUGGGAAAAUGCCAAAGUAUUCGUCACAAGAUCAAAAUAGGAUAAUCUGUGCUGCAUUUGCAUUGCACAAUUACAUACGAUUAAGCAAAGUUUCCGAUCCGGCAUUCAAGAUCAUAGAUGAGGAUCCCACUUUUAUUCCACCCGAAGCAUCUCGAGAUGUUGAUGGUAGUUCUAUGCAAGAAGCUCAACGUCUAAGUACUAAUGAAAUGACAAAAGUUCGUGAUGACAUUACUACUAGUUUGUUGAGAAGUAGAAGACGACAACGUACUUCUUAAACAUAUGUAACAACUAUUAAUGGCCUAUUUUUUUUUAAAA
Messenger RNA from Beta vulgaris subsp. vulgaris (sugar beet), 744 nucleotides. RefSeq lists its product as uncharacterized. The record is from RefSeq and is a predicted model, not a curated record. The coding region runs from base 103 to 474 and encodes 123 amino acids. The transcript is spliced from 2 exons. Lineage: Eukaryota; Viridiplantae; Streptophyta; Magnoliopsida; Caryophyllales; Amaranthaceae.